Messenger RNA from Lethenteron reissneri (Far Eastern brook lamprey), 921 nucleotides. RefSeq names its product G-box-binding factor-like. NCBI's taxonomy places the organism in Eukaryota, Metazoa, Chordata, Hyperoartia, Petromyzontiformes, Petromyzontidae. The record is from RefSeq and is a predicted model, not a curated record.
AUGGCUGACGUCCCUUCAGCCUGGCUGUUGUGUGAUGCGGGUGGCGGCGGUGGUGGUCGCGGUGGUGGUGGCGGUGGAGCUCAGCCAAGGUCAAACAGACCUCGCCAAGGUCAAACGGAACUCCCCCAAAGUCAAACGAACACCGCCAAAGUCAAAGGGAACACCACCGAGGUCAAACGGAACACCACCAAGGUCAAACGAACACCGCCAAGGUCAAACGAACCCCGCCAAGGUCAAACGGAACACCGCCAAAGUCAAACGGAACACCGCCAAGGUCAAACGGAACACCGCCAAGGUCAAACGGAACACCGCCGAGGUCAAGCGGAACCCCGCCAAGGUCAAACGGAACACCACCAAGGUCAAACGGAACACCACCAAGGUCAAACGGAACACCGCCAAGGUCAAACGGAACACCGCCGAGGUCAAACGGAACCCCGCCGAGGUCAAACGGAACCCCGCCAAGGUCAAACGGAACACUACCAAAGUCAAACGGAACACCACCAAAGUCAAACGGAACACCACCAAAGUCAAACGGAACACCACCAAGGUCAAACGGAACACCACCAAAGUCAAACGGAACACCACCAAAGUCAAACGGAACACCACCAAAGUCAAACGGAACACCGCCAAGGUCAAACGGAACACCACCAAGGUCAAACGGAACACCACCAAAGUCAAACGGAACACCACCAAAGUCAAACGGAACACCACCAAGGUCAAACGGAACACCACCAAGGUCAAAAGGAACACCGCCAAGGUCAAACGGAACACCACCAAGGUCAAACGGAACACCGCCGAGGUCAAACGGAACACCACCAAGGUCAAACGGAACACCACCAAGGUCAAACAGAACACCACCAAAGUGAAACGGAACACCACCAAGGUCAAACGGAACACCACCAAGGUCAAACGGAACCUUGA